CGGUAGGCACGUAGAGUGCAGUAGUGCAGAUUGUGUACAGGGCUGUAGCUUAUGAGCAACGAGGAGGACACUGGGGAGGACGACCGGAGGAUAUUGCGAUCGGCUAGACGCCCAAUUGCCCACCUGGCUUUAGGUCCGGAGGGCGACAAAUUUCUGUUCCGCCAGCUUAGGGAGAGGCAGCAGCAGCAGAGGAGGGCUAGAGCAGUAGAGGCUAGCAGGGCACUUGUGAGUGAGGCCGCAGCUUCGGAAGCCAUGGCCACCUCAACACAGCAAUCUACUCUGGCCGGUAGUUCAGGGUCUGUUGGGUCAACGGUUGUGCAGACCCAGAGUCAGUCCGCUGGCGUAAUGGCAAACCAGCCACUAGUGUUGACGCCCGAUGAGGUCGCCAUACAACAAGCAGCAUUGCAGGAGGCAGAACUACAGAAGGCGUUAGGAGAUAUAAAAGCGGAGAAAGAAAGGAUGAUCAGAAGAAGAGCCAGGAUGCAACGUAGACAAGCGGACAUUAAUGAGUUCGAGGAGAUGGACCUGACGCACGUGACGGAUGAUGUGAGGAUCAUCCGGUCUGUCCUGCUGAAUGUAGUGGAGAUGCAGGACCAGCAAACAACCAUCCUUCAGGACAUCCAGCAGAAGUGGGUUCCAAAGACGGCCAUCGCCGCUCCGAAACCCUUCACAGGGGAGAAGAGAGGCGAAGACCUCGACACAUGGUUGAGGUCAAUGCCAGUCUAUGUCAGGUGUAAACUUACCUUGCCGCACGAAGAAGUGCUUGUGGCUGCUUCCUACCUAGAGGGUAGUACAGCAAGAUGGUUGAGUGGUUUAGUGCAGCUCCAGGGGUAUGGUCAUGACUUCCGCGCUUGGGCGGUCACCCAGAAAUUGGAGGACUUCCUGAAGAUGGUGGAGGAAAGGUGGCACGAUCCUCAGGAGGCCCAAAGGGCCACUGAUGCGAUCCUGACAUUGCACACGCGGCAGUUUAAGUCAGUAAGGGAAGUCACCGAUGUUGUUGAGCGUUUGAUCUGUGUCCCAGGGGUGCACUAUGACCCCCAGGUUUUACUUACCUCGUACCCGAGAUGCUUCUCUUUGCCUCUUAGGAACCAGUUGGCAAGUCAGACCAACAUCAAUAUGCACAACUUUCCUUCGUUUAGCAAGAUGGCCCUAGACCUUGAGGCGAAGAUAGGGCAUGGACAGGCACCCACUACGGAUGGAAGGAAAAAGACACUUCCUCCUAACUGGAAGGCGAAGGGGCGCAUUAUGUUUGUCGAUAACGAUGGUUCAACCAUCGAAUUAAACGAACACUUCCAGGAAGGAGUAGGUUCAGACGUUGGCAGCGAAGAAGCUUCAGAGGGUGGAGUAGUCGCUGCCGUAACUCAGAAAGACGAGUGUGAGGUUGCUUUCAGACAUCUGAAGCAUGCGUUGACGCACUACGAGGUCUUAAAGCUUCCCGAUCCUGACAAACCGUUUAUAGUCACCACGGAUGCCAGCCAAUAUGGCAUUGGCGUCGUGCUUGCACAGCAGGAGGGGCCAAAGGUGAGGCUUGUAGAGUACAUGUCCAAGAAAAUGUCGUCUCAGAAGUUGGCUAAGUCCACUUAUGAGAAAGAACUCUAUGCGGUUUACAAGGCUCUGACCCAUUUGAGGCACUAUCUCCUUGGGAGGUUCUUCAUCCUCAGGACUGAUCAUCAGACCCUGAGAUGGAUGAGAACUCAGCCGGUACUCUCUGAUGCUCUCAAGCGUUGGAUCGAAGUCAUUGAGCAGUAUGACUUUGACCCUCAGUAUCUGAAAGGGGAGUACAACAAGGUUGCUGAUGCCUUGUCGCGGAGACCUGAUUUCUCAGGUGCGCUGAUUACUGAGUUCGAUCUGACAGACAAUGUUACUCAGUCCUUGGUGGAAGCCUGUCGCGAGGACCAGUUCAUGUCUGAGAUCAUACGCAGACUGCAGGCGAAGGAAAAGAAGACCUCUGCCGAGUUUGAAUUGGUCAAUGGCUUGCUGUUCCUUGAAAAGGUUGGGAAUAAACGAUUGUAGGCCAACGGCCAGGCCGAGCAACUGAACCGCGUUCUACAACACCUGUUGAGGCAUUACAUCAAGCCCAACCAGGUGGACUGGGAUGAGAAGCUUGCACUCAUCGCCAGUCUGUAUAACAAUGCGGUACACAGUGCCACCUGGGUGAGCCCGAACAGUUUGCUACUGACUUUCAAGCCUAGACUACCCUUAGAUUUUCUCCUUCCCGAGAAUCAGUCGACUGUUGCACCAGGUACGUUAGAGUUUGCUUACCGCUAUGAACAGAAGAUGCAGCAGGCUGUAGAACAGAUGCAAAAGGCACAGGCGGCUAUGAUAGAAUCUGCGAACAAACAUCGCCGUGAGUCUUCAUUCCAGGAUGGGGACAGAGUCUGGGUUAAGUCCUCGGAACUGGGACAGGAGCACGAGAGCUCCCGCAAGCUCAUGCCACAGUACUUUGGACCUUGGGAAGUUUUAGACAUCGUUGGGACAGAUCCGGAUGGCCCAUCUUAUGUUAUCCGGAUCCCUGGUCAUCUUCGAACUUACCCUGUCUUUCACGCCUCCAAGCUUGCACCUUUCAAGGAAACAGAUGAGUUUCCUUCUCGUCGCUCGAUGCUGCCCCCAACCAUGGAUGGAGAAGUGGACAUCGAUGACAUCGUGGAUCACAGGGAGCUGCCAGCUCAGGGACCUGCCGGAAGGGGACGUCCUCCGAAACCGAAGCUGCAGUACCGCGUUUGGUUCAGACAUCAUACUGAUCCCAAGGAGGACCGUUGGUUCACGAGGGAAGAACUCAUGCAGACCGCUCCUCAAGUUUUAGCCCAUUAUGAGAAAUCUCUGCAGAAGGGAAAGCGCCCCAUGAUUGAAGACUGAGCUUCUCAGCGGACUGUUGAAGUUGAGGAGGGAAUGCGAGGCCACUGCCUCUA
Messenger RNA from Chara braunii, 2909 nucleotides. The record is from the annotation of a GenBank genome assembly. Lineage: Eukaryota; Viridiplantae; Streptophyta; Charophyceae; Charales; Characeae.